This is a messenger RNA of Dermatophagoides farinae (American house dust mite), 3208 nucleotides long. Its product is annotated as secretin receptor. Gene Ontology annotation, cellular component: plasma membrane. Gene Ontology annotation, molecular function: G protein-coupled peptide receptor activity; peptide hormone binding. Gene Ontology annotation, biological process: adenylate cyclase-modulating G protein-coupled receptor signaling pathway; cell surface receptor signaling pathway. NCBI's taxonomy places the organism in Eukaryota, Metazoa, Arthropoda, Arachnida, Sarcoptiformes, Pyroglyphidae. The record is from RefSeq and is a predicted model, not a curated record.
ACUAUCUUGUUCUUCGGAUCUUCGGGUUUAUUGCCAUUGUCUUAUUGAAAUUAUUAAUUUUUCUUUUUGUCCAAUAUGAACACCAACGCUUGACAAUGCAUUGAAUUCUUAUUGAUACGUAAACAACCAACAACAGAAAUUAUAUUCAACAUUGUUGAUAUUCGAAAAAAAACAAAAUAAAAACUAGAAUAUUUUCUAGGGCAAAAAAAGUUUUGCAAUAAUAAUGUUUAGGAUGAUGAUGGAAUUGAAGCAGUUCAUAAUGGCGAAAUUGUCGCCAACAUUGACAAUGGAAACGAUAAUGACGAAUUUCGACAAAACAGCCAACACGGAAUCAUUCUUCUAUUCUAAUCAACGUCAACGUUUUUAUUAUUGUUCAUCAACAGAAAAUUUUGGACAAAUUCACUCCAUUAUCAUUCCUAGCUAUCGACAAUAUUGUCAUUCGGUUCGGAUCACCAACACUGAAAAGCAUAAAAAAAUUCACAAGAAUUUAAUCAUUAACGGCAAUUGUUUGGACAAUUCUUCUUCUUCACACUAUAACCAUUGGUCAUUCAUCAUUAUCUUUGUUGCAAUUAUUUUUAUGUUUGCUGAAAUCGUUUCAUCCAUGGCAACUUUAUCUACAAAAUCAAUGACAAUGGAAACAUCAACUAUUCCAUUUUCAAUGGAAACAUCAUCUUUGGCUACAAUUUCCACAUUAUCAUCGAAAUCAUCAUCAAUCAAAAUGAACAACGAUAGUCAAGAGAUGAAUACGAAAAUAACGCAGAUAAAAAAAUUAUCCGAUCGUGAUGAACAAUUAUCGGCAUUGAACGCCGAAAAGGAACGUUGUGAACAAUUGAAUUUUGUGAAAAAAAUGCCCAUCGAUUAUGUUGAUUAUGAUUCGAAUCAAGAUAUUGAUAUGGGCGAUGAUAAUGAACGAAUACGUUGUCCAAUCGUAUGGGAUGGUGCAUUAUGUUGGCCUGAAAGUCUUGCCAAUCGUAUUGUACAUCAACCAUGUCCCAAAUAUGUUAAAGGUUUCAAUCAUCAAGGCUGGGCAUAUAAGAAUUGUACAGAAGAUGGAUCAUGGUAUUAUAAUAAUGAAACUAAACGAUAUUGGACCGAUUAUUCCGAAUGUAUCAUAACACAUUCGGUUCAUGCAGAAAAUAAUCAUUCUCAUCAUUAUCAUCAUCCUCAUAAUCAUGCAACCGAUGGUUGGCAUUCAGGACAAACACAUUCGUCAAUGAACGGUGUUGUUGAAAAUGAUUUCUAUGAUGAUGAAGAUGAAGUUUCAUCAAAAAUGACCAGAAUACGUCAUCAUUUACCAAACUUUCAAAUUAUUUCACAUCUUGGCUAUUCAAUUUCAUUCAUUUCAUUAGUGGUUGCAUUUUUCAUUCUUGUUUAUGUCAAAUUUAUUUGCAGAAGACUACGGUGUCCACGUAACAGUCUACAUAUUCAGUUAUUCAUUUCAUUCAUUAUGCGUUCCUCCAUGUAUCUGAUAAAAACAAGUUUAGAACACUUUCCUUUUGAUCCCAAUCAAUUAAAUGUCAAUUCAAAAUUGAAACCAAAUACUCCAAAUCCAUCGAUAUCAUCAUUUCAUGAUAGCCAUCAUAAUUAUCAUCAUCAUAAUCAACAGCUACAGAAUUCCCUAAUGAAUAGUAUGAAACUUGAAGAUGAAAAUGAUUUGUCGAAUUUAUUGGGCAAUUAUGAUUGGGAAAAUUCUUUCCGUACUUCGUCUAUUGCAUGCAAAGUAUUCACAACUAUAUGGCAAUAUUCAUUAUUGGCUAAUUAUAAUUGGAUCUUUAUGGAAGGCUUAUAUUUGCAUAAUGUUAUUUUUCUUAACAUAUUUAAUGAUAAUUCCAACAUCAUACCAUAUGUUAUACUUGGAUGGUGUCUUCCUAUUCCGAUUGUUACAACAUGGGCAUUAAUGAGAUCAUUAUAUGAAGAUACACGUUGCUGGACAACAAAUAGUAAUUUGAAAAUUUUCUGGAUCAUGCGGGCACCAAUUACAAUUGUUAUUGUGUUGAAUUUUGUAUUCUUCGUCAACAUUAUACGUGUAUUAUUUUUGAAAAUGUUUGCUAAAUCGGCGGCAACAUAUGCAAGAAAAUAUAAAUAUCGUACCUGGUUUCGUUCAACAUUAGUAUUGGUUCCUUUAUUCGGUGUUCAUUAUAUGUUCUUUUUGGCAUUCACAACAAUCACAUUCAAUUCAUAUGAUAUAUUCGAAAUUAUCUGGCUAUAUACUGAUCUAACAUUUACAACAUUUCAGGGUUGUUUGGUUGCGUUAUUAUAUUGUUUCUUCAAUCAUGAAGUACAAAUUGAAUUAAAAAAACUAUGGCUAUCAUGUAAGCAACAUUUCUUAAAUAGACAUUUUUCAUUGGGCUAUAAUCAUUCUACCAUGUCGGGUAAUGGAAACAAUGGUCAACAACCACAUACAACCAAUCAUCAGACAAAUAAUUUAUCUAGCCGGAUUACGAAACAUUCGUUGAUGUCUAAUUGUAGCUCCUUCUUUCGUAGAGAGACCGAUCAGAAUACAUCGAGCGAAUUGAAUCGCUAUUCCCUUCAAUAUCAGCAAUCCCCACAACUUAAUCAACCACCUAAUAAUCUACAGGAAAAUCAACAUGAAAACAACAAUGAAAAUGAUGGUCAUUUAAAUGAAUUAAAUUUACCAUUAUCACCGUCAAGUGGACAAAGACGAUUACAUCAUCAAACUCAUCAUGUCGAUAAAACGUACAAUGUAGAUGAAGAGGAAAUGCCCACUGAUCCAGAUAUGAUCAACAAAUUAAUAUUGAUUGGCGAGACGGCCAUCUAAGUCAGCCAAUAAAAUUAAUCAAUGACGAAAAAGGAUUUUAAAAAAAAACUAAACGACAUUUAUAUUCAUCCAUUUUCAUUCUAUAUUGAGCUUGUUUUACUCAUUUAUUUUCAGGAUUCACACACUUUUUUCUGUACAAAUAGAUGAAAAUAAUUAUUUUCCCAUUCUUAUUUGAUAUAUAUACCAUCUUCAACAAGAUUUAAAAAUCUUUUUUCUCAAUCUUUUUUCCCAAUCUUUUUUCAUUCAUUGAUGUCGAAAGUUGUCCACACACAUUCUAUAUUUGUUUUAAAAUUAAGCUAACAAAUACAUUGUAAAUAACGAUACAAAAUCAGAACUGGAAUCAUUUCAAGAGUUUGGUCCUUACAAAAAUACAUACAUAUUAUUUAUUUAAAGAGAAAAAAGAACAAGAAAAUAUCCGAAAACAAAUUA